This is a messenger RNA of Uncinocarpus reesii 1704, 882 nucleotides long. RefSeq lists its product as uncharacterized. Lineage: Eukaryota; Fungi; Ascomycota; Eurotiomycetes; Onygenales; Onygenaceae. The record is from RefSeq and is a predicted model, not a curated record. The coding region runs from base 1 to 882 and encodes 293 amino acids. The transcript is spliced from 3 exons. Gene Ontology annotation, biological process: regulation of G protein-coupled receptor signaling pathway.
AUGUCAUCUGCCCAGGACGAAGUGGACCGCCUCUUGAGCACUCACAAAGACUCUGUCUCCUGUCACCCUGAAGACCGGCACCAUCGCGACGAUAGAAGUUCCGAAGACGAGAACGACGACAUCCCGCACCGCGAAAAACGGUCUACGAGACUCACAUACAUCCCAUCCGACUCCGAUCCAGACGACGACGACGACGAAGACCGUUCCACCAACAUGCUCACUUCCAAAUCCACCAGCUACCAGAUCCCCUCGACAGUAUUCGACGCGAAUACCGGCCCCAAGGGCGUCAUCUCCGAUGCGCAGUCCUACGAGCGGGCAAAGAAGCGGUCGUUCCGUCGGACCCUGAUGAACGCGGCGGGCUUCGACUACCAGUCCUACACAAAGCCCGAAGCCAGCUACCACGCGAGGACCAGCUCUCCCAGACCUGGGUCACCGGAAGAAAGUGACGAUGAGAGGUUUAUGCGAGAGUGGCGGGAGGCUCGGAUGAACGAACUACAGAACAGAAGCACGAGGCGUUCCAGCCCGAGUAAACGGAGAUAUGGCACUGUGGAUGUGGUUGGUGCGAAUGGAUAUCUGGAUGCGGUGGAGAAGGUCACGGCGGACACGGUUGUGGUUGUUUGCAUAUAUGAUCCUGAGUCGUCGGAAAGCUCGAUCGUUGAAGAUUGCCUCAACACUGUCGCGCGGAAGCACCUUACAACGCGGUUUAUCAAACUGCACCACGAGAUAGCGGAGAUGGAUCAUGUCACAGCUCCUGCUCUGCUGGCCUACCGGGGUGGUGAUGUGUUUGCAACCAUAGUGGAUAUUUUCCGCCAGCUCCCCAACGGACGAAAUUGCAGCUCUUCGAGCCUCGAAGCACUUCUCAUGCAGCACCUCGUCCUGUGA